Patiria miniata (bat star) is the source of this 983-nucleotide messenger RNA. Its product is annotated as ovomucoid-like. Bases 554 to 814 code for a protein of 86 amino acids. The transcript is spliced from 3 exons. Gene Ontology annotation, molecular function: protein binding; serine-type endopeptidase inhibitor activity. The record is from RefSeq and is a predicted model, not a curated record. NCBI's taxonomy places the organism in Eukaryota, Metazoa, Echinodermata, Asteroidea, Valvatida, Asterinidae.
UCCAAACGAUAUAAUGGAUGAAAAAACUGAGUAACAAUUCAAAAUGCCAAGGUUCCAAAUGAUGACGUGAUCAAUUCUAGGGAGCCUAUUUGAAUUGAUCAUUCCCCCCUUGUUUUAUUCAAAUCCAUCACUCAUUGCUCAAUGUUGAUGAUUGUGGCACAAAUGCUGAUAUCACCCACAGUCGUUGAUGUAGGCACCCGAAUGCUGUGACGUCAUCAAACCGGACGAAAAAAAUCAUCCAAUCGUGAACCUUAUUGUUCGGUUUUGUUUUUCCAGUGAAAAAAGGUCCACAAUUACAUAGACCAACACUUCUUGCGCUUUUACAUAUAGCGGAGAUAUAGUAUAUAGCGGUGAUUAGAUGAUAGAUAUCUUACGUCGGCAUCUGCAGCCUAUAUAGCUUCCCCGCGUUACUGGAGAUAGUAGACAACGAACUCGCUGCGAGACACUGUACCAGGUCCAAAGCUCAUCUAAUUGUUAGAACACCAUCCGACGAAACCAGGACAAUUUCCAGAAACAUUAUCCUUUCUUCCUGUUGUUUUACACCGAACUCACCAUGCGUCUGUUAGCGUUGGUACUGUGCAGCGUAUUUGCGGCUUUGGGCCUUUCUGCUGUCUGUUCUGCAGAAAACUUUCCACGUCAAACGGACCUUGGAUACUGCAAGAACCUCGGAGAUUUGAUGUGUACCUUAGAGUACGCCCCAAUAUGCGGAAGUGACGGGAACACCUAUGCUAAUGUUUGCGCCUUGUGUGCUGCGAUCGCACACGGGGACGCAUCCGAAAGUGUUACAUAUGUCCCCGGAGAGUGCGAACGAUAGAAAGUGUGACCUCAUCAAACCCGAUCGAAUCACCUCCUACUAUAGCAAAAACCGACUUAGAUUUCAAUACAACUAAACUUGAGAAAAAUGCACACUGAAUAAUAGAAGGGUUUCAUAAUAAGUACAACGAUCGAUCGAUAUCUCUAAAAACAACUUUUAUAUUGACUGG